AUGAUUAGGACUGUCAAGCUGGACAACAAGCCACUUUGCAUGGUAAAAAACAGCGGCAAAGUGUACAUUGGGGAUGCAAGAGGAUGCAUCUACGAAAUUUCUCAUCCAUUCAUGAAAAUAAAGCACAUAUUUACAGCAUCGGGACCGGUUUCUGCAAUUUGCUUCUUCGGCAGCAAAAUGUUCUGUGGCACGUGGGAUGGUGUGGUGUACCAGGAUUUGAGACAGUUGAAAUUAGGUGAGAAGCCAGUGAAGUGCAUGUGCUCAUUCAACAACAAACUGUUCGUUUCAGUGGAUAAAAGACUUGUGGUAUUAGAUGAAAAUUUGAGCAUUAUUGAGAAAUAUGACACGAGCAAUAAAAUAUUUUGUAUGGAAGAAAAAAAUGGAAGAUUAUACUUGGGUUUGGGAGCAGGACUGCUUGCAUCGUAUAUGGGUGAAUAUGAGGGCGAAAACAAAUCUUCUCAUAGCUCUACAAUUCUUUGCAUGAGGAAUGGGAUUACAGGAUCCUGUGACUGCACAGUUAGAAAAAAUGAUGAAAUAGCAUUUGAGGGGAGCUCGUGGAUAAGGAGCAUAUGGGAUGGCAAUCUUUUUUCGUGUGGAAGGCAUGUGAUAUGCAACAAUGAGAAAAUAUACACUCACGAUGAUGAGGUAGUGGGUCUACUGAGAAUCAAUAAUUUCAUUAUAUCGAUAGGAUUAGAUUUUUGCUAUAAAAUAUACGAAAGUGGUGUGGCUAUAGAUGAGCAUGAAGAAAAAGAGCUUUUAGAAAUCUUGAAUUCCUAA
Messenger RNA from Vittaforma corneae ATCC 50505, 777 nucleotides. RefSeq lists its product as uncharacterized. Gene Ontology annotation, molecular function: protein binding. The transcript has a single exon. The record is from RefSeq and is a predicted model, not a curated record. Lineage: Eukaryota; Fungi; Microsporidia; Nosematidae. The coding region runs from base 1 to 777 and encodes 258 amino acids.